UGAAACUUCAAAUUCCGGGUGUCGGGGGUUUUGGGACAGCUUUAAAAGCGUUAAAGUUUAACAGUCCUACAGAAAUGCAUUGUGACUUAUGUAUCCGUAUAACAGGACAGUUGUACCUAACAGAACUACUAGUUCUCAUUAUAUGCAUUUCAUUAUCGACACAAUGGAUAUCAUGGACACGUUUCCAAGUAUGCAUGGAUCUCACAUUGUUAUGGGUAAUGCUCCUAUACACGUUCCUGCUUUGAUUAGUCCUUUUAUUCGCCAGAACUUAACCCUAUCGAAGACUUUUGGUCUAUUGUCAAGUCCAAAGUUAGGCGUCAUGCAUUGAGAGACACAGAAACUCUGACUAAAAGAAUAGUUGAGGCUUGUGAAGAAGUUCCUCUCCAACAUCUUCAAAAUUGUAUUCAACAUCCUGUAAAUUUAUUUGAUAAGUGCUUAAAUAAAGAAGCUAUCUAACUCCAAUUUAUUGCUCAC
Gilbertella persicaria is the source of this 474-nucleotide messenger RNA. RefSeq lists its product as uncharacterized. NCBI's taxonomy places the organism in Eukaryota, Fungi, Mucoromycota, Mucoromycetes, Mucorales, Choanephoraceae. The coding region runs from base 89 to 328 and encodes 79 amino acids. The transcript has a single exon. The record is from RefSeq and is a predicted model, not a curated record.